CGCAGCUCGCAAGAGCCUCAAAGGAGUGUCACAUCUCCGGUGAAAGGGGGAGAGACGUGUGGACAGAGCUGAAGAGAGCCAGGGAGAGAGGGACACAGCAACCCAAGAUGUUGAAGAAGAAGGACAGCUACACGGUGAAUGACCCCAGCCGGAUUACCAGGGCUGAAGCCAACGACCUGUCAGUGCUGAUCGCUCGCAUGCAACGCAAUGCAGACCUGAUGGAGAAAGACAUCUUGGACGCUGAGGAGAAGAUGGCUUUGGACUCAGAUAAUGCAACAAAAGGCCUGAGCUUCCAGUCCCAGCGAACGACCAAGGCCCUUCUGGCUGAUGCAGAAAGGCUGCUUGAUGGACUCUUCCAGGACCUGGAAAAGGCCAAAAGCAUGAAACAUCCACAGGCUAAUGAGAUUGAGCAUGACAUCCACAACCUUCAAGACCGCUGGCAGAAAGACUGCGAUAUUCACAGUGAGGUGUAUAAGCAACUAAAGGGGACGAAGGUGUCCACAAAAGCGAACUGGCCAGUAAUGCUCAAGCAGAAACAGAUGCAGGUGGACACGGGGGAGUACGGACCAAGCGUGCCCGAUAUAGAGAAGCAGAUUGCCUCCCACAACAUCCUACAGAAGGAGAUCGAGGCAUACGGGCCCGUGCUGGACAGUCAAGCGACGAGCACCCCUGAGGAGUCUGAUACCAUUAAUAAGCAGUACAAGAACCUGUUGGAGAGCUCCCGGCAGAGGGGGCUCCACCUGAGCAGCCUGUAUGACUACCUGCUGGGCUGCACCAAAGAGGUGGCCUACCUGCGCAAGCAGCAGGACAAGGUGCUGCAGCAGGACUGGAGCGACCGCAGUGCGAGCCUGCUGGACGUGUGCCAGCUAGACGAGAAUUUUAAGGAGAGCAGCCUCCGGUCCCACGAGCGCGAGGCCCGCAAGCUCCAGGAUGACGCCGAUCGCCUCGUUCGCUCAGGACACCCUGCUAGCGCCAUUGUGAAGACUCACAGAGAUGCCGUGCGUGACGAAUGGCAGAGAUUCUCCUUUCUGUGCGCCUGUCGAGACAAACAUCUCAACAAUCUGAGGAGCUGCAAGAAGUUCCAGGCCGAUGUGGAAACCCUGUCCGACUCGCUGAGGAGGCUGCGCUCCAGCCUGGACCUGGCGACACUUGGCAGCCAGACCAACGCAGAGGCGGAUGAGGCGCUCUUGCAGCAGACCGAGCAGCUCCUAGCAGACCUGAAGAUGCGCAGUAAAAGCAUCCCCCCACUCCACCUGCGUCGCUGCGUCCCAGGCGAGCCCACUGCCGUAGAGGCCCUGAGCGACUGGAAAGACGCAAAGGUCUCCAUCACCCAAGGGGAAAGGUUCACACUGCGGUCCAAUUCAGACCCAGAAAGCUGGAGUGUCCAAACCAUCAGUGGAGCGACCAUGACCGUGCCAGGGGCGUGCCUACUCAUACCCCCUCCAGACCCUCAGACUAUAGACAAAGUAGGCAGGCUGGAGAAGGAGAUUGCAGACCUGAGGAAGAGGAGGGAAGCUGCACAGUCCUCGCAGAAGAGCGGUACCGUGGAGGUCACACAGACACAACGGUCAGUCCUCGUGUCCACCACCUUCGAUGACUCCAAAGCUGGGGGGCUGGCCAGCAAGCUUGACAGGGUGGACAGUGACCUGACGCAGGUCAAGCGGGACAUCCUGAGCCGACUCAGGGCCCCCCUGGACCGCAAAGACCCAGUGUGUGACCUGAUUGAACGGCUCGAGAAGCAAGUGAAUGCAGACCUGGUCAUUAGGAAUCUGGACCAGGAGAUAGCAGCAGUCCAAAGAGAGACUGAUCUCCUGUCAUCUGCGAAGCCUGGAGACCCAGCCAUCAACUCGCUGCGCUUAAAACUGAACUCCAUCAAGAACAAGCAGAGUGACAUCGCCACCCUCGCUGAUCUGUACACCAAAAAGGCUAAUGCUUCAGUGUACCUGGGCAACCAGAUGGAGAAAGUGGAUGUCUUUGUCACUGGGUUGGAGGAUCAGCUGUCCAAACAAGCACCAGUCCCAGACGCACCCAGUGCCAUCCAGACUCAGAUUCUGAAGUUACAGGACAUGCACAGGGAUCUGAACGGCAAGCAGCGCGAGGUGCAGCAGCUGAGCCGUGACUUGGAGCCAGUAAAGCAGGUGUGCAGUUCCCUGCAAGCAGGAUACCAGGAGUACUGCCCCGACCUCUGCAGGCAGGAGGCGGAGGUCCGUCGCCUUCAAAAACGCUAUGACAACAUCGAGUUCCAGCUGCAGACCAGAGAUGCUGUCAUGAAAGAAGCAGCCAAGAAGCACCAGACAUUUGAGAGCGCCAUCCAGUCAUUGAACUUGUUCCUGAACAAUCUGCCCAAUAACGAGAUCAGCCCCAGUGACAGUCUGUCCCAGGUCAACACCAAGAUGAACUCUCAGAAGAGGGUGAUAGAAGACAUAAGAAAGAAGAGAGAAGACUUGAAGCGGGUGACCAGCCUGUCCUUCGAUCUGCAAAGUAUUCUCAGUGAAUAUGAUGCUAACUGUGACAAGUACCGCAGCAUCGUGGAUGAGGGUGGAAAUAUCAGCCCCAAGAAACAGCAUGCCUCCAGUAUGCUGCAGUCCGUACAAGAACGGGAACGAGCUCUGCACAAGCGAUUCUCUGAGGUGUCGGCAGAGAAUGAGCAGCUUCUCAGCCAGAUGGGAUAUGCCAAGAACCUUGUCGCUCAGACUGAGGAUAGAGCCACCCAGGUGGUAGUUCAGCAACACCUUCAGUUGCAGAGCCAACAGAGAGGGAUGGAUGAGGUAGAUGGCCUCAAACAAGAACUGGCUGCUGAGACUACCAGACGCACCCGAACUGAGGAUGAGUUGGAUUCCUUCCAGAGGAGAAUGAUAUCACUGAAGAGCCGACGAGGCGUGGAACGGGUAGAGGAGAAGGAGGUCCUGCAAUACUACCGUGACCCCAAACUGGAGAGCAGCUUAGAGCUCAUGAGGAGCAAGAUUCAUGAUGAAGCCCUCAAACAGUCUAGCACCAAGGCUGAGGUUGAGGUCAUCAACAAAAAGAUUGUAGUCCUAGAAAAUGAGGUGAAGAAUGUAACCCCUAAACUGGUUACAAAGGUUGUUACAGAGAUUGAGAGAGAUCCAAAACUGGACAUCACGGCCUCCAAGAUGAGGGAGGAGCUGCAGAAGCUGAAAGAGGAGAUUAGGAUAAAAGCAAGUGAGACCAUAAAUAUGAAGACCGAGAUCUCCAUUUUGGAACAGAAGAGGCCACCAAUCAAAGAGAAAGUUGUGAAAAAAGAAGUGGUUCAACUGGAAAGAGACCCAGAGAUGCAGCGAGCCAUUGCCAGUUUUCAGGCUGAUAUUGCUAAAGAAACUGAACGGUGCAAGUAUCUCAAUGAUGAAAUUUUCAGUACUAGGCGGGAGAUAAAUACAUUGGAGAGGAUAAUCCCUACAGUGAUGCCCCGGAUUAUCACUAAAGAGGUGAAGAGCGUAGAACGGGAUCCUGAACUGAUAAAUGAGUCUAAGAGGCUGAGCACCCUCUCAGAGGAAGAGAAGGCAUUAAAUAAUGCCUUGAUAGAAGAAAUUGCCAAACUACAGCUCAGCUAUGCCCAGGUACAGAAUUUUAAACCCAAAAUUGAAGUCAAAGAGACAAUCAACGAGAUCUACAGGAUUGAUCCAGAGACAGAAGUGCAGCUUUUACGCAUGAAGAAAGAAUUGCAGGAAUCCAGCAAGCAACGUAUCAGUGUGGAACAGGAGAUAAAAAUGCUGAUGAUGGAGCUGGAGGCCCUUCGUUCUCAGAAGCCAAAAGUGGAGCUGAAGGAGUUGACUCGGGAGGUAGUGAAAGAGGAAAGAAGCCCCGAGAUCAUGAAAGAGAUGCAAAGGCUAAAUGACCAAUUGUCUUCUCUGCAGAGCACUUUUGACAGCACUUUGGAAUGUCUGACAUCCCUUCGAAAAGAGAGGGAUGAAUGGAAGGCCAAGAACUCCAAGGUGGAGACAAAGGUUGUCACCAAAGAGGUUAUCAGGUAUGAGAACGACCCUCUUUUGGAGAAAGAGGCUGAGCGCUUGAGGAAGGAAGUGCGUGAAGAAACCCAGCGACGCCGUGCCAUUGAAGAAACUGUAUUUGACCUGCAGCACAUGUACCUUCAGCUGGAGAACCAGAAACCAGAGGAACGAGUGGUGGUGAAAGAAGUGGUGCGCCUCCAGAGAGAUCCCACACAGAUUCUUGAGCAUGACAAGCUCAGCAGGAGUAUAGAUGAAGAGGUCAAGUCCCGACGAAAGCUAGAAUUGGAGGUUGAGAAGCUGAGAGCCGUGGUCAAGGAAAAAGAGACAUCUUUGGGACAGACAGAAGAACGACAAAAGAAGAUUAAGGUGGAAAUGGAGCUAAGACAAAUCAGAGCUCGAAUUACUGAACUAGAAAGCACCCCCACACCCAUUACAGAGAAAGUUGUCGUUGAGGAGGUCAUGAAGGUGGAGCGAAGUCCUGAGAUGGAGAAAAUGAUUGAUAACCUGCACGGUGAAAUGGACAGAGAGAGCAAUCAUGUAUUGCGGCUGGAGAAAGAAAUCCAAAACCUCAAGGUAAAGCUGGAGAUUCUUGAACGAGAGAAGACUACUGAAAAGACAGUCUACAAGGAGGUGAUUCGCGUUGAGAGGGAUGAGGCAGUUGAAGCGGAGAGGGCCCGACUCAGAGAACAGGUCUCCAACAAAAAGAAUGAGAGACGUGACCUGGAGGAUGAUAUCCAGCUCCUGAAUUCCAAGCUGACACGGUUGCAGAACUCAAAAAAAGGCACUUCUCGGGAGAAGGCCAGUCUGGUGCAAAGUCAUGAACCCCUGCAGAAGGAAAGUGAGAGCCUCUUGAAUGAGCUGAGGAAGCUGGAGUUGAGGAAACAGGAGAUCACCAUAACUUUCCAUCAGCAGUCCCAGCUGCUCAGUGAGCAGAACCAACAGAACAAGCGCAAGAGCAUUAUGAUGGAAGCAGAGGUGCAGCACUUGGAGAAUGACAUCUUGGAGGAAAAGAACAAGAUCCACAAGAGGGAGAACUACAUCAUUGAGCUGCAAAACAGCCUGAAGGAGGCCACCUCAGAAGUUAGGGAGACCAACCGGUCAACCAGGAUCACCAUCCUGGAUCCUGAAACAGGGAAAGAUAUGUCACCAUAUGAUGCUUACCUGGAAGGCCUAAUUGAUCGGAACCAUUAUAUCCAUCUGCAGGAGCUGGAGUGUAGCUGGGAGGAAGUCACCUCCACGGACCCGCAAGGUGAGAGGACUGUGUUGCAGGACCGCAAGAGUGGCAAGCAGUAUUCUUUCAGAAGUGCCCUAAAGGCAGGCCGAGUAUCUAAUCGUGACAUACAACGCUACAGAGAUGGCAAAAUUCCUAUUGCAGAAUUUGCCCUCAUGAUUGCUGGUGAGACCAAGACCAAAAUUCCUUUACAGGCUGAACCCAAAACUUCAGUGUCAUCCAGCAGCACAUCCUUGUCAUCUAGUGCCACUGUUUCUGGGCAGGAGGAGUGCUUCCCCAUCUCCGGCGUGAUUGACACCACCACAAACAACCGCAUGUCAGUGCGCAGCGCAUUAACACGUAACCUCAUCGACCCGGACACGGCCCUCAAGCUUCUGGAAGCUCAGGCAGCCACCGGAGGCAUUGUGGACAUCACCAACAACAUCAGAUAUUCCGUGCACAAGGCAGCGAUGAAUGGUUUGAUCGAUCGGGCUCUACUUAAACAGCUGCUCAAUGCCCAGAAGGCCUUUACUGGCAUAGAGGACUCCUCAAGCAAGAACCGCUUGUCAUUGGGGGAUGCUGUGCAGAAAGGACUGAUGCCAAGGGACAUUGCCUUUCGCUUCAUGGAGGCCCAGGUCCUCACUGGUGGGCUGGUGGAUCCCAACAGGGCAGGCCGGAUGAGUGUUGAGGAUGCCUUGAAGAUUGGCAUGAUUGACAGCGCAACAGCUGAAGCUCUUAAGGACGAAUCCAAGUCCGCUAAGGAUCUGGUUGACCCCAUCACGAAGAAGAAGAUCAGCUACAAGGAAGCCAUGGUUCGUUGCAAGAAGGAACCAUCUACAGAGCUUCUCAUGCUUCCUGUGGCUUGCACUGAAACCGAUGCUGCUCCCUCAUACUCCUCCAGGUCCCGUUCCUCAUCUUAUGGCUACUUCUGAUUUUGUUCACUGUGAAAGAGUAGCUAAUAUUACAUAUAUAAGUGAAAGAAAGCAAUACACUUAAAACUCGUAAGUUAACAUUUUAAACUGCAAUAGCUUUGGGAAAUGUGUACCUUUUAAUUUGCUCCUUUAAAUAUUGAUAUUGACCUUGACUAUAAAUCUGUUUACGUAAUUAUCUACAUUGGGGUUCUCCACUGCUGUCAUGUAUCUCCUUCACAUGAAAUAUAUUUUGCUCUCGAAUGAAGACUGUUGUAUUGUGUGAGUACAUGAUGAAUACACCAUGUUAUUAAAGUAGGUUGCUUUGCUAAUCCUGAUAUUAAAACCUUUCUAAGCACUGUGCUUUCUGAAAUAACAGUAACAUUUCUUCUGUUUCUGAGAAUUUCUGCAUUAAACGCACCCGUUUUAUACUAAAUGUGUCG
Molecule: messenger RNA, 6526 nt
Organism: Scleropages formosus (Asian bonytongue)
Lineage: Eukaryota; Metazoa; Chordata; Actinopteri; Osteoglossiformes; Osteoglossidae
Product: envoplakin-like
Exons: 22
Coding region: 108-6107 (1999 amino acids)
Biological process (GO): wound healing; intermediate filament cytoskeleton organization
Cellular component (GO): membrane; cytoplasm; cytoskeleton
Molecular function (GO): cadherin binding; structural molecule activity
Source: RefSeq, a predicted model, not a curated record